Teleopsis dalmanni is the source of this 876-nucleotide messenger RNA. Its product is annotated as acetylcholine receptor subunit alpha-like. Gene Ontology annotation, biological process: nervous system process; monoatomic ion transmembrane transport; regulation of membrane potential. The coding region runs from base 1 to 876 and encodes 291 amino acids. NCBI's taxonomy places the organism in Eukaryota, Metazoa, Arthropoda, Insecta, Diptera, Diopsidae. The record is from RefSeq and is a predicted model, not a curated record. The transcript is spliced from 4 exons. Gene Ontology annotation, molecular function: transmembrane signaling receptor activity; acetylcholine-gated monoatomic cation-selective channel activity. Gene Ontology annotation, cellular component: postsynaptic membrane; neuron projection; synapse.
AUGUCAUUGGCAUUGUCCAAUUUAACGAGCAACGGUGUCGAUGGCAACACAAUAACCACAAUGCAAUCAACAACACCAACAACCAUCACAAUCGGGCACGCAAAUACGAAUACAAAUACAAGCAAUACCAAUAUUGGCAACACUGAAUUGAAUGUUGGUGUCAUGCCGGCCAUUAUAAAUUUGAAUUUGAAUGGCAGCAUUGGCAUUGCACCCAUGAAUAGCAGUAAUAUCAGUGGCAAUGCAGUGACCGCAUUCGUCAAUGGGACUGGUAUCAUUGGUGGCAUUGGUAUUGCCAGCAAUGAUAACAACAACAAUAUGGAUAAUACAAGCGAAGAGUCCAAUCCGGUAACAAUUUACAGUAUAGGCAGCACAUCGAAUCCCGAUGCUAAGCGCCUUUACGACGAUCUUCUCAGCAACUAUAACAAAUUGGUUCGUCCCGUUGUCAAUGUGACAGACGCUCUGACAGUACGCAUCAAGCUGAAACUAUCGCAAUUGAUUGAUGUCAAUUUAAAGAAUCAAAUCAUGACAACCAAUUUGUGGGUGGAGCAAACCUGGUAUGAUUACAAACUCAAGUGGGAACCUAAAGAAUAUGGUGGCGUCGAAAUGUUACAUGUACCCUCUGAUCAUAUAUGGCGACCGGAUAUUGUGUUGUAUAAUAACGCCGAUGGCAACUUCGAAGUAACUUUAGCAACAAAAGCUACUCUCAACUAUACCGGAAGAGUUGAGUGGCGCCCACCAGCAAUAUACAAAAGCUCCUGCGAAAUUGAUGUAGAAUAUUUUCCAUUUGAUGAGCAAACAUGCGUUAUGAAGUUUGGUAGUUGGACUUAUGAUGGUUUCCAGAAAAGCACUAAUCUUUACUGUAACUGCGCGGUGUAA